AUGGAUCUGGUGUUUAACGGUUCCCGUCCGGAGACGAGCUUUCAAAGCUUCUCCGGAUUCGCCAGAAAGAUCUUCGAGAAGCCCGGGGUGGUCAACAUGCCCUGGGCCAAGUGUCUCAAAGGGUUUCUGAAGGAUGGCCAAUAUGACGGCCAGAAUCUAGAGGGGGGUGUUGCGAGGGCAGCUGGGUUCCAGCCGUCGGAUCUUCAGCGCUGA
Penicillium chermesinum is the source of this 213-nucleotide messenger RNA. RefSeq lists its product as uncharacterized. The transcript has a single exon. NCBI's taxonomy places the organism in Eukaryota, Fungi, Ascomycota, Eurotiomycetes, Eurotiales, Aspergillaceae. The record is from RefSeq and is a predicted model, not a curated record. Bases 1 to 213 code for a protein of 70 amino acids.